AUGGAUUCUUCAUCACCUCAACGUGAAGCUAUCAGAGAUGAUGAUGAAACUCAGGGAAACGAUGAUGAGUUUGGGACAACUAGUCCUGUUACUGCAAGUGGAAACAAAAGGAAGACCAAGUCAGCUGCAGCUGUUAAGAAGAAGAAGAAUACAAGUACAAGGUCAACAGUUUGGAAUCAUUACACAAGACUGAAGGAUAAUCGGAACAAAUGCAGCUGCAACUAUUGCGGUAGAGUUAUGCGUUGUGCAACGUCCAAUGGCACUUCAUGUCUCAAGAAGCAUCUUGGUAUCUGCAAGGAACAUCAGACAUGGGUACAAAGUCAGUCUCAGACUCAACAUACUCUGAAUGCCGAAAGUGAUGAUGAAGAUGGUGUUCAGUUGAAGCUGGCGAGGGUUUCUAAUGAAGUUGUAAGGGAAGCUACUAAUGAGAUGCUUGUCAUAUCGGAGUUGCCACUAUCCUUUGUUGAUGGUUUGGGAUGGAAGCACUUCUGCAACAAGGUGAAUCUUCCUAAGCCACAUUCACGAAGAACAGCAACAAGGGAUAUUGUUGAGUUGUAUGCAAAGAGGAAAUCAGAUUUGAUGCAGCUGAUCAGUGGCAACAAGCAAAGGGUUUCUUUAACAACAGACAUUUGGGUUGCACCAAGUACAGCAGCUAGCUACAUGGUCAUCACGGCACACUUCAUCGAUGAUAGAUGGAAACUUAGGAAGUUCAUCAUUGGUUUCAAGCAUGUAGCGGAUCAUAAAGGGGUGACAAUAUGCUCUGUCUUGCUGGAGUGUAUGGCUGAAUGGGGGAUAAAGAAAGUGUUUACAAUAACAGUAGACAAUGCCACUGCGAACACUAAUGCUCUGAAGUUGUUCAGGGAUGCAUUCAACGCUUUAGGACCUGAGUGCUUAGUGCUGGGAGGUGAGCUUCUGCAUCUACGUUGUUGUGCUCAUAUCAUCAACUUGGUUGUGCGAGAUGGUAUGCUAGAGGUGGAUGCGAGUGUGUGUGCAAUAAGGAACGCCAUACAAUAUAUCAGAGCUUCUUCUAAGAGAGUCGAAUCAUUUGAUCAGAAGGUUGAGUCAGCAAGGAUGACAAGAGGUAGCUUAUCUUUGGACUGCAAGACACGAUGGAAUUCAACCUACCUGAUGUUGUCAAGGGCCUUGAAGUUUAGAGCAGCGUUUGAUAGAAUGGAAGUUGAGGACAAGCUUUACAAUGAUCACUUUCAAGAGACUGUGGAGGGCAAGAAGAGGGUUGGACCACCAACUUCAGAGGAUUGGGAUAAAGUGGAGGGUUUGGUUAAGUUCCUGGUAAUAUUCUACAACUCGACUUUAGUUGUCUCUGCUUCUAACUCGCCUAGUUCCUACAAGUGUUACAAUGAGAUUGUCACCAUAGAAGGAAUCUGA
Molecule: messenger RNA, 1386 nt
Organism: Brassica napus (rape)
Lineage: Eukaryota; Viridiplantae; Streptophyta; Magnoliopsida; Brassicales; Brassicaceae
Product: zinc finger BED domain-containing protein RICESLEEPER 2-like
Exons: 1
Coding region: 1-1386 (461 amino acids)
Molecular function (GO): DNA binding
Source: RefSeq, a predicted model, not a curated record